This is a messenger RNA of Leptomonas pyrrhocoris, 4879 nucleotides long. RefSeq lists its product as hypothetical. The record is from RefSeq and is a predicted model, not a curated record. Lineage: Eukaryota; Euglenozoa; Kinetoplastea; Trypanosomatida; Trypanosomatidae. The transcript has a single exon. The coding region runs from base 740 to 4879 and encodes 1379 amino acids.
AGCUCCAUCCAACGUUCAGCAUCCACAGCUUCCUGGAGUUGUUGUUUCAUACUUGUUUUGUAUUUGUAGCCUUCAGAUUUGCACAGAUAAACGCGCAGCGGCCCACUCGGUGCAGGUCUUAAUUUUUAAGAGCCAAUUUGAAUCGUUCUCUGUGCUCUGCGGCGCCCCUUACAGCACUCGCAGACGUGUAUAUAUACAUACAUCAUUCGCUAACGACCGCAAUCAAACCGGACCACUCGUCUACCAAGAGGAAGGUUUUUCGUAUCCAGCAUAUAUACUUCUUUUUCUUCUGUCUCCGCUUGUGUGGAUUUCUCGGCGAGCUAAGCCUGCUCGUCUCAUUACCGAGAGAAGGAGCAAGGUAAAGGCUGAAAGCUAGAAGCUGCCGUUACUGUCGUCGUUGUGGUGCGCUCCAUCAAAGGCAGUUUUGCUUAUUCAUUUCUUCUCUUUUGUUUGCGUAUGUGGUUGUGUGUGUGUGUGCUGCUGUACUUUGCACUUCCCCUGUUGUCGUCUCCUGCGCGGCCGCUUGAGGCAUGUUCAUGAGUUUUUGCGUUGCACGGUAGAAUCCUUUUUGUUUAGGCAUACGCUUCUCUUUCUCCUCCUUGUACAGGCCUGUGCCUCUUCUUUUUUCCUUUGCCUUUGUGCAUCUCCGCCAGGUCACUCGACCUCCGUCGAAGACCGGCUCCUCACGCAUCGCCAUACAAACCCCCCCCAAAAAAAAAAUCCGACACAGAAGGGAAAGAUGAGCGGCCCCAGCACGUCCGUCAUCGACUCCGCCGUGGUGUGUCUGCGUGUGAUGCGCCGCCUCCUGCAGGAUGAAGAGGUGACGCUGGCGCAGCUCAACUACCUGAUUGAAAACAUCCACGACCCCAUCGCCCAGGCGUGUCUUCCGCCGAGUCAGCGCCCCGUCGUCCCUUCGCUUUCGCUGUCGAGUCUACCGUCGAGCUGCCGCGCCGACUCCUCCAUGGCACGCCCGCACUGCAUCAACGCCUUAGCGCGGACGCUUUCUCAGGUAAACGGCAAAGACAAGAAGCACAACCAGCGUCAGUCUCCGCAGCCCGCCGUGGUGGUCGCCGCACCGGGAGGCCCACAGGCGUCCCACACGACGUCCCCUGCCACCUCGAAGCACAGCACCAACCCGAUCGCCCGCCACGCCGCUGCAAAGUCAUCGGCAGCGCAGAUCCCGUUGACCUUCAGUCAGUACUGGGACUUGUUUGCCAACCUCCCCACCCUCUACGCCGUACAGACGACGCUGGUGCAGAAGCUGGAAGGGAUCAUUCAGCGCCUACUGCUAAUGGUCGAUGAACUGCAGCCGCUGCGUGAGGGGGGUGAUGUCGCCGCACCCCUUCCGGACGAAGCGGCGCCUAGUCACCACGGCACCUCUGCCGGCACGGCCUCAUCGCCAGAUGCCCACGCAGCAGCCCUUGCCUCUGCACACAGCAGCGGGAGCUCCCGCAAGCAUGUGUCGGCGCUGCGCUUCUCUGUCACGGGCCCCAUCCCCGGCAACCGUGGCGUCUAUGGCGAGAUCGGCGUCAUGGUGAACGAGUUCUUUGGGUCAGAGCUCGUGCAGCAUUACACGGCGGAGCACAUGAUGUACACGGUGAAGUACACCCAGCGCGCCGCGCCGCAGCUACUGCGACUGGCGCGUAUCUGGCGGUGGACGGGCGGGGCAACGGGCGGAGGCUCGUCAGGCGUGUCUGCUGCAGCCCUCGCCAACCUGUCCGACGCGGAUCGCGCGAUGCUACUCCAGUAUUCGCUCUUCCUCGACUUCCUGUGGCGUUCGUUUGGCCGUGAUGGCAUUCCGAAAGACAGUCGCGUGUCCAUGACGUCAUCGCUGGAGUCGACGAUGGUGAAUGGGCAGGCCAUCUCACCGACGGACUCGGCAAACGCUGACUCGGUCGCCACUGCAGGUGCAGCAAACACCAACGUCGGCAGCAACAACGGCCAGCGACGAACACGCACUACCACGUCCAGCACGACAACGGCAGCUGGGACCGCUGCGGGUCCUGCGUCUCUCGGCGCGAACAGGUCAGCCCUGCCACCGCUCCCCGCCACGUGGGAGGGCUUCCGCACCAUUCUCAUGCUCCUCGCUACCCCGCUCGGUGGCCUUCGCCGCUACUCCCACGUCGCCCGCUGCCUCGUCGAGAGCGGUGCCCUCCAGCCAAAAGACCGCGACCGUCUGCAGGAGUCUUUUAUCGACGUCGUCGCCCUCCGCAUGAGCGAGGAGACGCAUCUGCUGAUGGAGGAACUGUGGUCUCACGAUGUGGCGGGCAUCAUGGCACUGAUGGACAUGCCCGGCAGUCGAGCCUCGGGCGACAAGGCGGGUCAGCCGGCGAACAUGCGACGCUUCGGCGCCGGAGCGGCAGGCGUGGGCGGUGUUGGGCUGCACAACGGACACACGAUUGCCCAAGACAGCGUCGCUGGCGCGGGAAGGGGGACCGCGGCAGCAGCAACGGCGACCUCGGCUGCCAGCUCACCCGUUUCCGCUGCCAUCGGUGCAAGCAGCGGCAACAGUAACGGUAACGCGCCGCCCACCGACUACGGCAACCGGGCGUUGAUUCAUUACGGGCGACUGAAUAAGCGCUCCGGUCGUGGCCGACACGAGCGGCUUAUCUUCCUCUUCAGCGACUGGAUGUGCUACGUGGAGGAGUGCAGCAACGGCCGCUUCCGAGUGCGCGGCACCAUUCCGUUACCCGGGCUGCGGGUGGUGGAGGUGCGUGGCGAAGAACCCGGCGACGCCAUGCACGGCUUCGAGCUCAUCUCGCCGAACCUGCCGAAGCGGCUCAUCUUCUUCACCACCUCGCCCGAGCAGCGCGGGCAGUGGGUGGACGCGAUUCGCUACACGGUGCGGCGCUUCAACGACCAGCAGCAGCCGCACCCCCGGCGCGAAAAGGUGUCACUCGCAGGCCCGAGCGCUGCCGUCAAUUCUAGCCUCAUCGCCCCUGUCGUGGCGAUGGGGGAGAGCGGGCUGCCAAACGUCAUGCGGGCGACCGCGCCGAUGCUGUCGGCGCAGUCCCGGCUGAGUCGGCAGCGUCGCUACGACGGGCUGUGGCAGGACUACGUGGAUCUGCAGCGUCGCACGGCGGAGGCCGUCGCCCAGACCUCUCCGAUGCUGCUGGGGCUGCCGUCCGUCUCGCAGGGUGGCGGUGGUUUCGGCUCCCUCUCCUCCACCGGGCACUCUCCCCCGCCGACGGUCAACCUGUCGAACGACGGGUCACGGGACAGCAGUUUCGCCGGCCAGCGCUCCAGCAGCACGCAUCGCCAGCUGGAGUACGAUGUCACGCCGUGGUCGCAGAACGUCUCGGUGCACCGUCGCAUUCGCAGCCAGGAGUUGCUCGCCGCCCAUCAGCAGCAGCAGCAGCAGGGCACGGCGGCGUCCUCGCACACGGCCAGCCCGACCCACUCCGCCGGUUCACGGCUGAACGCGAGUCUCAGCUCAGGGCCGGAGGAGAUCGAGAAGACGACUGCCUUGCCCGCCGGUGGUGGUAGUGUCAGCGUGGGGGACGCCUCCGCCUUUGAAGGCGUCGUCUCGCUGCCGGGUCCCGACGAAGAAGGCCACCCAGUGGACCAGCUCCUCACCCCUCUCCUCCUAUCGCCCAGCGGAAGGUCGCCCGGGAAGGCGUUGGAGCAGAGUCGCAGUGGCUCCCUCCGCCCGGCCUUCCUCGAGCCGUCGGGCAGCGCGUCGACGCGCGUUGGCGGCGGCGGGAGCUUGAACGCCUCGCUGCGUCGCCCCGUCUCUGAGCGCUUCGGCGCGGUGAAGAGCAUGGGCGGCGGUGGUAGCAGCAGCAGCCUGAUGAAUUCGCCGGCACAGCAGCAACAGCAGCAGCGUGGCAGGAGCGCCUCGUCGUUUAACGUGCCGAGCUCGUCGCCGAAUCCGGCGAUCAGCGCGGUGUCAGCGGCCGCCUCAGACGCCGUCCCCACUGCCCGCGAGUCAACGACGCUUCCGCCCGCCCCCGGCGCGACGCCACUCAACAGCAGUAGAGCGGCGAAAUCGAAUGCGGAAGUCAAGACGGCGGCAGCAGCGGAGAAAGACACCGUGGAACAGAACGACCAGGAGGCCGUCUCUCCUCCGCCGCAGGAGCCGGUGGCUGAAGAUCUGGCCGCCUCGGAGGACUCGACGACGGAGCUGAGUGAGCCGGUGGAGGGAGAAGCGGAGGAAGAAGGGGGGGAGCCGUCGGCGUCGGAGACCGCCUCGGAUGUCCAUGGCAUCGAAAAGGGCGGAGCCGAAACGCUGCGCCUCUCCGCUCGCACCGCGGGCCGACGGGAACUCUACAGUGAUGUCUGGAACAACAACCUCGCGAGGCGGCCUGGAGCGGCGGCGGAGGACGAGAACGAGGACGAGAACGAGGACGAAGAGGAGGACGAGUCGAGUCGCAUUGACGCCCACAAUGAUGACGGCAGCCGUGGCCCGAGCGAAGAAGGUGCCGAUGCUCGUGAUGGCGCUGUUGCCCUGUCGGAGCCGUACGAUGAGGACCUGCACGACGAGGACGAGGUCAGCAUUCCCGAGCACAAGCUUCACUCGCACGGAGAUGUCGCCGCAGGUCCGGCGUUGAUGUCUCCUUCGCUGGAAGAUGCAGAAGCACAGACGGGCCAGACGGCCAGCAACACGGCUGAUACGCUGCAAGCGGCUGUCUCACCCAAUAAGCUGACAGAGGACGACGACGCAGUCACGGCGGUGGUGACGGCCUUCCGCCGCAACAGCUCGCCUGUGCGCAGUGUGAUGUGGCUCAACUCCCCCUCUCAGUCUGGAAGUCAACGAGACCAGGCAUCCCCUUCGUCAAUGCCGUUGCCGACGGCCUCGUCCGAGCAGGACGACACGCCUCAGAGGAGUCGGCAUGUGGACCCCAUGGCAGAUGCGAGCGUGGCGAAAGAGAAGAAGUAA